AAUAUAGGUGCCUCUAACUGGGCCGUGAUGAGCGAAUUUACCCGUGUUUACCUCCUGGAAGUCCGCGGAUUUUUUUUAAACUAUUUUCUAAGUGUUUAUGGAUCCAUGCGUGCGCAAGGAUGAUUUUUAAGGUUUGUAUCCGAAUAUAGGUGCCUCUAACUGGGCCGUGAUGAGCGAAUUUACCCGUGUUUACCUCCUGGAAGUCCGCGGAUUUUUUUUAAACUAUUUUCUAAGUGUUUAUGGAUCCAUGCGUGCGCAAGGAUGAUUUUUAAGGUUUGUAUCCGAAUAUAGGUGCCUCUAACUGGGCCUUGAUGAGCGAAUUUACCCGUGUUUACCUCCUGGAAGUCCGCGGAUUUUUUUUAAACUAUUUUCUAAGUGUUUAUGGAUCCAUGCGUGCGCAAGGAUGAUUUUUAAGGUUUGUAUCCGAAUAUAGGUGCCUCUAACUGGGCCUUGAUGAGCGAAUUUACCCGUGUUUACCUCCUGGAAGUCCGCGGAUUUUUUUUAAACUAUUUUCUAAGUGUUUAUGGAUCCAUGCGUGCGCAAGGAUGAUUUUUAAGGUUUGUAUCCGAAUAUAGGUGCCUCUAACUGGGCCGUGAUGAGCGAAUUUACCCGUGUUUACCUCCUGGAAGUCCGCGGAUUUUUUUUUAAACUAUUUUCUAAGUGUUUAUGGAUCCAUGCGUGCGCAAGGAUGAUUUUUAAAGUUUGUAUCCGAAUAUAGGUGCCUCUAACUGGGCCGUGAUGAGCGAAUUUACCCGUGUUUACCUCCUGGAAGUCCGCGGAUUUUUUUUUAAACUAUUUUCUAAGUGUUUAUGGAUCCAUGCGUGCGCAAGGAUGAUUUUUAAGGUUUGUAUCCGAAUAUAGGUGCCUCUAACUGGGCCGUGAUGAGCGAAUUUACCCGUGUUUACCUCCUGGAAGUCCGCGGAUUUUUUUUUAAACUAUUUUCUAAGUGUUUAUGGAUCCAUGCGUGCGCAAGGAUGAUUUUUAAAGUUUGUAUCCGAAUAUAGGUGCCUCUAACUGGGCCGUGAUGAGCGAAUUUACCCGUGUUUACCUCCUGGAAGUCCGCGGAUUUUUUUUAAACUAUUUUCUAAGUGUUUAUGGAUCCAUGCGUGCGCAAGGAUGAUUUUUAAGUGGAAUACAUCGCGGGAUAUUGGCAGCAUCUCAAAGGCUCCCGUGGUCUGAGGAAAAGGAUCGAAAAUCAAAGAUCCAAAGUGGGUAGAAUCAUGGCUUUCCUUUCGUUUCUAACCGAGGGCCAGACAAUCUUCCAAAAUUGGACUUUCCUUUCCAAUAUGUCCAAGAUAUACCAAGCAUCUGCAGAAUGGUGGAAAAGCGGAGAACACAGUGAAGAUCUACCUGGUGAAUUUGUCCCAGUUCAUGGUCUACUUCAGGGACACUCCUCCAUGUACGUCCAGGGUUCCAAGAAGAGAAGUGUUUGCCGUGAUUCGUGCUAUCUCAGAGUGUAUUGCCAGCCUGGCUCCAUGUGUAGUCAUGCGUCAGAUAAGUGUGAAGAAAAAGAAGUUGAGCAGAACAAUCUCCAAACAUCAGCUUCACCUCUGUAAAGUCCAGGCCAGGAGACGCAUCCCUAAACUUCUUGACGGACUGUCUGAGGACCCCAACCCGGAGGCGCGAAGAAUGUUUUUUGGCUAUCUAAGUGUUUACCUAGCAAGCCUGUAUGGACACCGCACCGGUGUUCUAAAGAAUAUGACUGUGUCAGAGGUUGAUGAGGCCCAGCAGGAAGCCACCGUCGGGCAAGCGGGCUUUGUGAUCAAUGUGAAGGAACACAAAACCAACCGUGCGUUUGGCCCCGCACAGCUCUACUUAACUGUAGAGGAAUUCUCAUGGGUGGAGCAGUGGAUGAUCAUCAGACAGAAACUAAACCCACCCACAGACCUUCUUCUCUUCACCGAAAACUUCACAAAAAUCGAGAAACUCAUCGUGCCGAUGCAAGCCGCCUGGCUUGACAUGGGAUUUCCUGGGCGCCCUACAUUCACAGAUUUCCGGACAUCAAUAGCCACAUACGCAAGGAAUACUUUGUCACCAAGUGACCGGAUCAACAUUUCAAAGACCAUGUGUCAUGACACACGGACAGCAGACAAAUUCUACGCGCUCCACCGCACCGCGUCAGAGCUGGCUGAGAUCCGUCAGAAUUUCGAGGCAGCCGUCAAGCCACCACAUACUACGGUACAUGACACCGCCGAACCUUCCCUCCUCUCCAUGUCAGAAUCAUCAGGUGAUGGUCUUGAGGAGGAAGCGGACUGCGGGCCUUCACACAGCCCCCCUGCCGGUCCUUCGCACAGCCCCCCAGCCGGUCCUUCGCCGUCCUCACCAACAUCCAGUCGGGCCACUGGAUCAACAAGCCCUGAUCAAGCUUCUGGGAGCUGCUACAGUCCAGGCAGCGCCUCUUCUCAAAGCUGUUCUUCUGGGAGCGACUUCACGCCUGAUAGCGCCUCUUCUCAAAGCUGUUCUUCUGGGAGCGACUUCACGCCUGAUAGCGACCCUUCUCAGAGCGAUUCUUCGUAUGCCCCAAAUAGAGGGACACAACCCAGAAGGAAAAGACCAUUGUUAACCUACACGUUGAGAAGUAGACGUCAAGUGCGCGGUCAAUGUGCACGUGUGCUCAGAUCCAAACGAAAUACAGUAAAAAAAUAAAAAAAAUUUAAAUAAAUCAGUGGUGAUGUGACUGUAUUUGCUUUCUUUAAGAUAUUUCUCCAUUCAUUAUUCCUGGCAAAUAAAAUAAAAACUAAAA
Fundulus heteroclitus (mummichog) is the source of this 2743-nucleotide messenger RNA. RefSeq lists its product as uncharacterized. The record is from RefSeq and is a predicted model, not a curated record. NCBI's taxonomy places the organism in Eukaryota, Metazoa, Chordata, Actinopteri, Cyprinodontiformes, Fundulidae. Bases 1372 to 2646 code for a protein of 424 amino acids. The transcript has 6 exons.